AGUUUUGGCGCCAAGCUGGAAGGCGGAUUUCUCUGUUGUGAGACGGACGCCGGUGGGACCAUAAUUUGUUCCCGACGUGGAUAAGACGCGAUGAACGCUGACGGUCAGCUGCAGACCAGCUCCCUCAAUGGGUAUGCUUGUGAGAUGACCUGUAAGAAACGAGAUGAUUACUUGGAGUGGCCGGAAUAUUUCAUGGCUGUAGCAUUCUUGUCAGCACAAAGAAGCAAGGAUCCAAAUUCUCAGGUUGGUGCUUGCAUUGUGAAUUCAGAAAAUAAGAUUGUUGGAAUUGGAUACAAUGGGAUGCCUAAUGGAUGCAGUGAUGAUCUUUUGCCUUGGACAAGAACAGCAGAUAAUAAGCUCAACACAAAAUAUCCCUAUGUAUGUCAUGCUGAACUGAAUGCGAUAAUGAACAAGAAUUCUGCCGAUGUGAAAGGCUGCAGCAUAUAUGUUGCUCUGUUUCCAUGUAAUGAAUGUGCAAAGCUCAUCAUCCAGGCAGGGAUAAAAGAAGUCAUUUUUAUGUCUGAUAAAUAUCACGAUACUCCGGAAAUGAUAGCUGCACGGCGCUUGUUUGAUCUAGCUGGAAUUUUAUAUACAAAAUUCAAACCAAAGUGCAGCAAGAUCAUCAUUGAUUUUGAUUCAAUUAACAGCAAACCAAGUCAAAAGCCUCUAAGGAAAUAAAAUACUGCUAGGACCAUGCAUACUUUGAACGUGGGAAGGAAAAAAUCCCUAUUCCAAAAUUCUGAUUCUAUUGAAGGAGAUUGGUGCAAAAAGAAAAAGAAAGAAGGAAGAGAACGACCACCUAAAGCAGUGUUUAAACUUGUCAAUAUUAAGUGUGGAGCAGCUUCCAGAAUUCCUGUGCUAGGGAAUUUGGGGAGCUGAAGUCCACAUAUCUUAAAGUUGUCAAGUCUGAAA
Thamnophis elegans (Western terrestrial garter snake) is the source of this 912-nucleotide messenger RNA. RefSeq names its product dCMP deaminase (gene DCTD). Gene Ontology annotation, cellular component: cytoplasm. Gene Ontology annotation, biological process: dTMP biosynthetic process; dUMP biosynthetic process. The record is from RefSeq and is a predicted model, not a curated record. Bases 91 to 678 code for a protein of 195 amino acids. Lineage: Eukaryota; Metazoa; Chordata; Lepidosauria; Squamata; Natricidae. Gene Ontology annotation, molecular function: dCMP deaminase activity; zinc ion binding. The transcript has 8 exons.